Striga asiatica is the source of this 1888-nucleotide messenger RNA. NCBI's taxonomy places the organism in Eukaryota, Viridiplantae, Streptophyta, Magnoliopsida, Lamiales, Orobanchaceae. The record is from the annotation of a GenBank genome assembly.
CAAAUCCUCCUUAUUUUUCUUUUCUCACUGUAAUUACUAAUCCCUACUCCUCGCGCUCCGGAUUCUCCAAAUUCUUGCCUUUAAUAUUAGGUUUUCUCAAGUUAUUUUUUGUUUAUUUUCACAAAAUUGAGCCCUAAUUUUAUGAAUAAUCGAAGCAUAAGCAGUGGCGCGAACAGUGAAGAGGGAGAUGGUUAACGCUAGCAGUCGUGUUACUCGAAACAGUGAACAGAACAAAAAUGGAGAACAAGGUACGGCUGAUAACAUCGGAACUGAAGACAGUGCUGUUGAGCGCAGAGUUCUUCGUUCGAAGUACCUCAUAUUUAAGAAUCGGAUUAGCGAUGAGAGAGAUGAUUUAUCAAAAGUUGAUUCAGAUAUAUUCAAAUUAAUGAUUGACGAAGUUGACAGCUUGCAUCAGUUUGUACAAAAGCCCAGGGAACAAGUAGCAGAUGCUGAAGCUCUGUUCGACAUUACAAACACAUUGGUGACUUCUGUUAAAGCUUUUAACAAUGAAGGCUGGACUCCUUCAGAUUUUGUUAGCUGUCUUCUGAGGGAUUUCGGGCAGGAUGGUGGACCAAGCAGUGGCCAGCAUGAGGGUUGGAGUUUGAUACGGUGGAAAGACAUUGGACAAGUAGUCUCUCAUUUUUUCGCGAGUGGUCCUGGUUGUUGCACGAUGAUUGGGCCCAUGAACACUGAGCUGAAACAGCGUAAGGUUGCAGUGUAUAGAAAGCGUACAAGACCGACUGAAAAUGAACAUCCUGAAGAGCUUGAUGAGAACGCUAAUAAGGAAAGAACUGAUACUGAUAAGAACAUGGCCACUAUGUUUGAUAUUCUGAGGAGGAAGCGCAAAGUCAAGCUCGAAAAUUUGAUAUUGAACAGAAACUCUUUUGCGCAGACUGUCGAAAAUCUAUUUGCUCUGUCCUUUCUGAUAAAAGAUGGGCGAGCUGAGUCAUCAGUUGAUGACGCUGGAUGUCAUCUGGUUUCCCCAAGGAAUGCUCCUAGUGCAAGUGCAAUUCAAUCUGGGGAGGCCACUUACUGCCAUUUUAUAUUCAGAUAUGAUUUCAGAGACUGGAAGUCGAUGCUGACUUCAGUUGAAGCUGGAGAAGAACUAAUGCCACAUAGAACUGAGGUGCAUGAAGCAAGUAACCCUCAACCCGAGCCUAAUGAAGCUCAUGCAGCCCAGCCCACAACACCUAUAAGGAAAUUAUGCAGGAAUCGAGGGUUGGUUAUGCAGGAACAAGACUUGGUUGCAGAUUCUCCUCAAAGUGACGAUACAGCUGCUGCUAGAGCUGCCACCAUUCGCAAGGGCAAAAGGAAACUAACGCCACUCUCUCCAUGGUUGAAGAAUGCUGUGCACGGAGUUGGCCCCUCUUGGGCUGGACGAGAUAUGGCUAGCCUAGUUAUGACUCACUACUGUGCUAUCUGUUUGAGCUCCGAUUUACCUAGCCCAAAUCCAUUAAAGCUUACAGUCGUCAGCGAAGCCGAGGUCCAGCCCAACUCAAACCCAUUUAAGGAGCACGUGCUUAGUUUAUCUCGUCGAGUCAUACUCUUACUCCCCAAUCCCCAUCGUCUUCAAUCUAAGGAGCACGUGCUUAGUUUAUCUCCCAGGCCUGACCCACCUGCCCCAGCAGCCAGCUUUGGAGCCUCGGCCACUGCCAAGGUUAGCGUGGACGCCUCGCUGGCAGGCGCCAUUAUUGGGAAAGGAGGCGUGAACUCGAAGCAGAUAUGCCGGCAGACGGGUGCCAGGCUGUCGAUCGAAACGAACCCGGGCCUGAAGAAUAUUGAGCUCGAGGGCACGCUGGAGCAGAUUAAGGAGGCGAGUGUGACGGUGCAAGAGCUCUGUGAUAAUUUUGCCAAGGGGUCGUGCCCAUUUCGCGCACGGGGCUUUUGA